CGAUAAUAAUUCAAUGGUGUUAUCGACGGACUUUAUAAAAACAUUAAAAUAAUAAAUACAAGCCAAAAUAUAUUAAAAUGGCUUCAAACAACAUUGCGGAAGAGACUUUUGAAGGCGGAGAAUUUCCAUUCGACGAUGAGGACGAGCAAAUGGUGGCCGGCAGCAACUUGGGCAGGAAGCGUCUGUUCAGCAAGGAGCUGCGCUGUAUGAUGUUCGGCUUUGGCGAUGACAAGAAUCCUUAUACCGAGACUGUGGACUUGCUGGAGGAUUUGGUAAUUGAGUAUAUAGCGGAGACCACGCACCGCGCUAUGGAAAUCGGACGUACCGGGCGUGUCCAGGUUGAGGAUAUUAUAUUUCUCGUCCGUAAAGAUCAACGUAAAUAUGCCAGAGUCAAGGACUUACUCACCAUGAACGAAGAACUGAAGAAGGCUCGCAAGGCUUUCGAUGAGAUCAAAUACGUGGGUAACGAGGGAAAGCUGAAAUGACAAAAGCCCAAAAAAGCAGCUGCAAACCACAUCUAGAAUUAAGAAAAUAGUUACAUUUAAAAGUAAAUUUAAUUUUUAAUCAAAAUAA
This is a messenger RNA of Drosophila willistoni, 573 nucleotides long. RefSeq names its product transcription initiation factor TFIID subunit 13 (gene Taf13). Bases 78 to 485 code for a protein of 135 amino acids. NCBI's taxonomy places the organism in Eukaryota, Metazoa, Arthropoda, Insecta, Diptera, Drosophilidae. Gene Ontology annotation, biological process: transcription by RNA polymerase II. The transcript is spliced from 3 exons. The record is from RefSeq and is a predicted model, not a curated record. Gene Ontology annotation, molecular function: protein heterodimerization activity. Gene Ontology annotation, cellular component: transcription factor TFIID complex.